AUGGCAUAAUAGUGCUUACAAUUUAUUUUAGAUAAAAUUGGCUUCAGAAAUGAAGUAAAUGAAGUUGAGGAAGAGAUAUAAUAGAUAGAUUUUUGCAAUUUAAAUUAAUAAUAAAUAGAAGAUUUAUUUAAAGGUAGGAAACAGAAUAUCAAACUCAUUAAAAAUUUGAAAGUUUAUAGUGAUAGUAUUAUAUUUUUUGGACAUGUUUAGAAUGAGUCGGUAGAACCAGCUGUAUUUUAUAUAAAUAAGAUGGAUUCUUUUGAGAUUUAAUCUCUUUUCUAAAAACAAUAAAGAGAAAAGGAAUUUGAAAAUUUAAAUUAAGAUUAACAUGACAUUUUUACGCUCAGAGAUUCAUUUUUUGUUCCUUUACCAAACUAGAUAGACUUCUUUCUAUAAGUAAAUUAAUAUAGCUUAAAUCUUGUAAACAAAAAGGAUGAUUAGAUAAAUCUAAUAGCUUUACUAGAAAAUAACUAUUAAAUAUUAGAAGAAAAAUAGAAAUAUAUUCAAAAUAAAUCAUUGAACGAUUCUUCAUCAUUAUAAGAAAAAGACAUUCAACAGUUUUUGAUUUAUCCUGAGAAAUUGAUAAAGGCAUUAAGUGAGUAAAGCAAAUAAUUUAGCUCAAUCUUAUAGCAAAAAAGUUUCUAAAUAAUGUCAAGUUCAGAUUAUUAUAAAAUGAAUGAGUUUACUAAUAGAUUCCUUUACAAAAUUUUUGAAACAAAAAAUAUCUAAGAUUCAGAUCCUUACAUAGCAAAUAGGCUUUAAUCGUAAAAUGCUAUUAAUGACAUUAUAGAUUCAGUAUUUUUUGAAAGCAACGUUUUAUAUAUAUCUAUUAUUGAUCAGAAAGGUAUUCAAGCUUAUAAAUUAAUAGAGCAAUUCAACAUAAAGCUUCUUAACUUCAUUAAAACUAUAUUUACCAACAUUUAGGCCUUGAAUUUUACUAAAUAAAAUGAUUAAUUGGCAUAUUAGUAGCUUUCAUCUCUCACACACAUUGAAAUUAAUUUGAGGUAAAAAAUAUCUGAUUCUGAUUUGCUUAGUUUAAAAGAUUCACUCCUCCAUAUGUAAAACCUAAACACAUUAUUAUUCGAUAUAAGUUAUAAUAAGAUUUAUAAUAAUUCUCUUAUCUCAACUGUGUAAGCCCUUUCUGAGUUAUCAAAUUUGAGGAACCUAUAUUUCCUUAUUAACAAUACUUAAGUUAACAAACAAGGGAUAAUCCAAAUAGCAGAGUUACUAACAAAAAUAAAUUAACUGGAAAUACUAAUUAUGGAUGUUAGAUAAUGCAGAAUUGGUAUUGAAGGUCCAAAAGUAUUAGCAAACUGUUGCAGAUAACUAAAUAUGAUUAAAUUUUUUGAGGUCUAAUUUACGAACACUUUUGAGAGGCUAAUUUUUGAGCUUGAGUUAUCACUUUAAGAUAAUAAGUAUUAAAAGUGUGAAAUUAUAAGAUAUUAUGCAGCAUUUAUGUAAACUCUCUAAGAUAUAGAUAUUAGGUUACAAUCUAAUUAUUUAGACUUAGAUGAAAUAUAACUCCUUUUCAACUAUCUUUUAUUAAUCCCUCAGUAAAAAUCACUAAAGCUAGAUUUAUGCUCAACAUAAAUUAAUGAUAGUGGAGUCAUUUUGCUUUAGAGCUUUUUGAAUUAAAUGAAAGAACUUGACAUUCUUGUUUUAAAUUUGUCUUACAACUAGAUUUCUUUUGAAGGAUCACUUAAAUUUGGGAAAUUUUUCAGAUAAAUAUAAAAUUUGAAGAGACUUGAAUUCUUUUAUUAAGAACCCAUUAAAAGAUUAUUUUUUGAGAUUAGCUAUUUUUAUGAAGAUAAUUUUGGACCUAAAUAAAGAUAAUUGCUUUUUCCUAAGUAUUUAAGUAUAGAUGAAAAAUCAAAGCAAAUAGAAUUAGACUUAUCUGACUCCCUAUUCCUUUCUAUGAGUGAUAAAGUUGUAUAAUCUAUGAUGAAUUUGUUGUCUUAGUAAAGUAAAAUUCAAGGUCUUAUCUUUUCAAGUUUAGAUAGAGAGAAGCAUACUCUCCUCUUUUAGAUCCUUAGUUAACUUAAACUCCUGAAAUAUAUAAAACAUUUGAAGAUUUAGAGAUAUUCUGGUGUGUCUUAAUACUUUUUACCUGAGAAUAAUUUAAGAAAAAAAAUAUGUUAUCAUGCUUUAAAAAUGCCUAGAUUGGUUAUGCUAACUGUUUAAGCAUGA
Messenger RNA from Tetrahymena thermophila SB210, 2187 nucleotides. RefSeq lists its product as hypothetical. Lineage: Eukaryota; Ciliophora; Oligohymenophorea; Hymenostomatida; Tetrahymenidae. The record is from RefSeq and is a predicted model, not a curated record. The transcript has 13 exons.